AUGUCUUUCAAAAAGGUAGUGUGUUUUCCAUUUAAAUUAUGGAAUAUGGUUCCAUAUAUCCAACAAUUAGUGUUUUUAAUGUUAAUAACUCUACUACCAUUUCCUUAUAUGACAGAACCAGGUUUAUUAUCAAUACCAUAUUUAUUAGAAUUUUUAAUAGUUUCAUUUAGUGGAAUAUUUACAGAAACACAUAUUUUAAGGGUAUGGUCAUUAUUAAUUAUGUUGUAUUCAUUUGUUCAUUUUAUUAUAUUAAUUACAUUUUAUUUUGUUGAUAUUGAAGAACAUUGGGGACUUAUGUUAUGUGGACUAAUGUUUAAAAAUCAAAAACAAGAAUUUUAUAUUCUUCAUACAAUUUUUGUUGGGGUGAUUGGAAUUAUUUCUUUUUUUGGAAUUUUUUCACGUUCAGAAAAAAUUAAUAUUCGUCAUACAGCUUUAGUUCCAACUCUUACUGCUUUAUUCUUUUUCAUUUCUGCCUUUGUUGUUAAUUCAUCUCAAGGAGGAAUAAUCCCAAUUUUAUUCUUCUUAGCUUCAAUUGUUUUAAUUAUUUCACCAAGACUAUUAUUUAAAUUUCUUUCAGUUUCACUUGCUUUUAUAAUGUUUAUUUAUUUAAUUAUAUUAUCAUUAUGGAAUAUCUUUUCAUUUGUUUCUAAUGAAUAUAAUUUCUUUCAAACAACUGAAUUAGAUAUAUUACAAAAAGCUAUGUCUACUGUUGGAUUUUCUAUUGUCAGAUAUCCUUCAUGGGUUUUCUUUGGUAUGAAUUAUGUUGCUUAUUUAAUGUUUCCACUAAUAUGUCUUUGUAUUAAAAUUACAUUUAAUGAAAAAGAAACAGAAAAUAAUUCAGAAAGUUCUCCACAAACAGGAAUAACAGAAUUUACUUCAAAAACAGAAGAUAAUUCAGAAGAAGAGCAAUUCAUUGAAGAAAAGAAAUCAAAAAAUAAAAUAAUUAAAGAAGGAUUAAAACAAAUAUAUAAACUUAUUAUUACAUGUCUUGCAGUUUGUUUACAAAUAAUUGUAAAAGGAGGUGUAUUUAUUUCAAUUAUUGUCAUGUUUUGUGUAGGUCUUGUAAAUAUUAGUAUCUUUGGAUUUUCAUUUUUAGUUAUUUCUAUUUCACUUAUAUUUAUUCCAGUUAAUUAUUGUCAAAAAUUAUGGCCAAUUGUUAUUAUUUAUACAUUAUUAAUCGUAUUAAUGGAAAUGAUUGUUCAAUUAGAUUAUAUUGAUGUAUCAUCACUUCCAUCAUAUAUUGGAUUAUAUAAAUUUAAUGAUCAAACAACACUUUCUGUAGAUAUUAAAUGGAAUGAUACACAUCUUGGGGAAUUAAUAUCAAAGAUUAUUUUAUUAUUUGUUUCAUUUCUUGAAUACUAUGCAAAUAAAAUUGGAGUUAAAGUAAUUCAUGAUGAUAGUAAAAUAGAAGUAUUCAAAUAUUCUUGUGCAAAAUUUAUUGACUUCUGGGGAUUAUUUAUUUGUUGUGUAGUUAUUGCAAUUGCUGCUUUAUAUGAAGACAUUAAUAUUGAAUUAAUUUUAUAUAUUAUUGCGUUAGCAAUUCUUGUUCUUUUACAAACUCAUUUUGUUUAUUCUAAAGUAGUAAUACAAUUCAUUCUACCUAUUUACUCAUUCAUAUUCUUUAUUGUUCUUCUUGUUCGUUAUGUCUCUCAAUUUAGACCUGAUUCAGUUUAUUCAAACAAUAAUGAAAUUUAUAUUAAUAAUUUUUGGGAUAUCUUUACUGGAAUGAGUCAAGUAGAAGUUGGUUGUUUAAAAUAUACUUCAUUAUGGGAACGUGUAAAAGGAUUUUUACCAAAUAUUCUUGUUAUUGCAGUUUGCGCUAUUGAAAGUCGUUUAUUAAUUAUUGUUCCUCGUUAUUUAAAAGAAGUUGAAGAUGGGUAUCUUGCUAAAUUAAAAAAAAAGAGAGGGGUUCAACACUUUGACAGAGAAACACUUCAACAUUCAUUCAAUCGGUUUGAACAAGAAACACGUUUAGAAGAAGAAACUAAUGAAGAAAAGAAUUUAGCUAAAGUUGAAUUAAUUUCUACAAGUCAAGAAGGAAAUAAAAUUAUUAAAUCUAAGAAAGAUAAACCAAAUAAUCAAAACAUAUAUUUAGAUAAUGAAGAAAAUAGUCAAUGUAUUCCUAAGUUUAUUCGUGAAUUAUCUGAUUUAAUUAUGAGAUUUUUAGCAAUUUAUAUUCCACAUAUAUCAGUUAUUUGUGCUAUUAUUAUAGCUGCAUAUCCAAUUGUAGAUUCUACAUUUGAACAACAAACAUGGGAUUGUUUACACUUUUUAUUGUUUAUAACAACUAUGGUUUGUCUUCUUUCUAAGAAAGGAUUUAAUGCGGCAUGUGCUCCGUUGUUAUGGGUCUGUACUAUUAGUAUGAUUAUAUUAAUUGUUCCAAAUUUCAGAACAAUUAAUCAAUUAAUAGACCAAUACAACGUUUUUGGAUCAACUCAAACAAAAGUAUGGAUUUAUAGUCUUAUUGGAAUUAAAACAUGUUUUGAUGAUGUUUUAACAGCACCUAAAUGUGUUUCAUAUGAUGAAUUGAAAUAUCCAUAUUGUUGGGAUUUGAUAAAAGAUUUUCUUGUUAUUUUCUUCCUAAUCAUUGUAACAAGGACUUCAUUUUUCUGGGGAAGAGUAUAUAAAAAGAAAGAAAGAUUAAUGUUAUUUAGAUAUAUUGAUUUGGAAUAUGAUUUAAAAAAAUAUUCAUGGAAUAAGGUAAAAUAUUAUAUUUCAAAUUUCUUUAGUUAUUUUGGACCACUUUAUAUUCUCUUUGUAUUAGUAGUUUGUAUUUGUUUACAUGCUAAUGAUUUUAUGGCACUUCUUUAUAUUAUUAUUUCUUUAGUCGCAGUUAUUUGUCCACAUAAAAUUCUUACUAAAAUGAUUCCAGUUGUAGAAUUUAUUUUAUUAACACUUGUUAUCAUUAACUCAAUUUGGACAAUUCCAUUAGAACCAUUAGACACUCAAUGGGAAAUUUGGAAGAAAUGGGAUUGGGAUAUUGAUUAUUCUUUAAGAAAAUAUACAUUAUUAAUGCCAGUUGAACAAGGUAAAAAAUUAUUAGUAGUAAAGGUAUUUGAUUGUUUAUUUAUAUUUCUCAUUAAUCGUAUAUCAUUCCAUUUUAGAGAAGGACAUAUUCAUGAAAUAUAUAAAUUUAUUUCACCACCAUAUUUCCCUGAAGAAUCUCGAAAUAUUUUUGAUGGGGUACAUCGUGUUUUAUUAAAAUAUUUAAAUCUUAUUUGUGGAAUUGUUAUUAUGUUACUUGCUGUUAAUCGUAAAGACGUUAUAUCAUAUAUUUAUGUUGGAAUGACAAUGUAUAUUGUUUUUAAAGGUAAAUUUCUUAGAGAAAGAAUUCAAUGGAAGAUACUACAAGUUUUAAAUUUCUUUAUUCUAAUUGUACAAAAUAUUUUUGUAUUAUCUUCUCUUCUUACUUACUUUAGAGAUGAUGAAGAAACCAAAAAAACACAAGGAAUUAAUUUAGCAUUGCAAAUCUUUGAAACAUUUGGACUAUAUAUGCAUGCAGGAGAACCAUUUAUUUUUAAUGUAGUUAUAUUAUUUGUUAUGUUAAUUAGGAGUGCAGUAUUUAGACAAAUCCCAGAAACAUUCAGAAAAUUAGAAGAUAAUAUUGAAAAAGAACGAGCAAAUAUCUUUGUAAAAUUAAAAGAGUUGAUUGAUUUAGAUAGAGAUAAAAUAAUGAUUGAAUUAGAUAAAAAAUACAAUGAAAAAGUUCUUCGUAUGAAAAGAUUAGAUGAGUUAAGAGAAUUAAGAAAAAAAGAUAGGUUGAGUGAUUUCCAUGAUAACGAUUUUGUUGAAGUUGCAGAAACAGCUCCAAAAGAAAUUACAACAAAAGGAUUCUUCCAAAAUCUUUGUGAUACUGCAAAAGAAAUCUCCUUAAAUUGUAUUGAUGCCUUGAUCCAUUUCUUACAUAGUAGAAAUCUCGUUGUUCGUUUAAAUUUACCUAAAAAUGCUACUGAUGAACAAAUUGAAGAUAGUUUAUAUGCUACAAUUAAACCAGUAAGUAAAGAACCAUCAGCUACCUUUACCCCAAAAAUUGGAUCAACAAGACAAACCCCAGUAAAUAAGUUAGGUGUCAUAACAUCUAGUGAUAUUGUUCAAUCAGAUGAUAAAAGGAAAGAAGAAAAAAAUCAUCCACAAUCAGCAAAACUUGUUCCAAAGUAUGAAUUACAACAUCAACUGAAAUCAAUGUCAGAUAUUACUGAAAUAGAGCAAAGAGAAAAAAUAAGUCAAACGGAUUCAUUAUCUAAUUUUGAGAAUACUAAUAUUAAUUCAAAUACAACUACUCCAGAAAAAAUAAUCACAAUGAAAACUUCAAGAAUUUCUUCAAAUAAUGACCAAAUUCCUAUUCAUAAACCUAUUCCACAAAGAGAUUAUGAAUUUAUUCAAAUUCAUGAAAGAAAUGAACCAUAUAAAUAUAAAAGCAGAAUAUAUAUGUUAUUCUGGGGACUUUGUUUUUAUUUUGGUCAACAAACAGAGGUUUUAGUCCAAAUUAUUUUAGUGUUGGACGAGUUAAUUAAUCAAAAUGUUUUAAGUGCUGUAUUCCCUAUUAUUGGGUUUGCCGUUAUAGCACUUUCUAUUAGACCUUAUCCAACCAAAUUCUUUUGGAAUUUAUUAUCAUUGUAUAAUGUAUGUCUUAUUCUUGUUAGAUUAUUCUUCCAAUUACCAGGAUUUUGUUUAACAUCAGAUAGAUAUGACCAACAGUAUGAUGUUAUUUCAUAUACCACUAAUAUUUUUAACGAAAAAACAAUGCAAUGUGAUGCAACACCGUUAACAAAUAAUCAUAUGUCUCCAGUUUAUUUAAUAGGAAUUUAUCCAGUACAUCGAUACAUUGCAUCAAGAUUUAUUUGGGAUAUUCUUUGUUUAUUUGCAAUAUUAAUACAUUUAUCAUGUAUGAGAUCACGUGGGUAUUGGAAACAACAAUACUUAUUAAGAAGACAAUGGUCUAAUUUGAUUAUUGAAAACUAUAGAAGACAGUUAGUCAAUAAAAUUAAACCAAGAACAUUUGGAGAAUUAAAAUUUGUUGUUGAGGCAUUAGUAGAUUUUGAAGCACCUGAAGGAGAAGAAGACUUUCUUUCAUAUAAAAAACAUGAUUUAUUUGUUGUUGAAAAUAUGCAAGUUAAUGGUGAUUUAUUUGUAACAAAAGGAGGAAAAAUGGGACUUAUUAAUUGUGAAAAUGUAACUAUUUAUGUUCAAAGUGGUAAAGUAGUAAAUGGUCAAGUUUAUAAAAAAUCAAAAAAAGUACAUAAAAAAACAUUUGAUAAAAAAUAUUGUGUAAACAAAGAUAAAGUUUUAGAUGGUAUUGAUGAAUUUGAAUGUGUCCAUUAUCAUGAAAUAGAAAUGUUAUCAGAAAAAUCUCUUGAAAUUAGUGAAAAAAUGAGUUCAGACAAACUAAAUAAUUUCCUCAAAGAUCGUGAAGAAUAUCUAAAAGAAAAAGAAUUAAAAGGUGAAAAUAAAAAUUUACUUGAUAAAGCUUUUAGUACAAUAUAUAAUCCUCUUAAAUCAUUCUUUAAUUCUAUUGUUAAUGAUCAAUUUAAACAGGGAGCUGAUUUUUAUAUACCAUUAUUUAUUAGUGAAGCUCUUUGUUUCUUAUUCCUUAUUAUUUUCCAGGGUACUUUUACUAAUAUUCAAGGUAGUUUUAUUAAAUUCUUUACAGAUGAUUAUUUACCAAUUACCUAUGUUCUUGGAUUGUUUUUACAAUUUGUAAUGAUUCUUGCAGAUCGUAUUAUUUAUUUAUGUAAAUCUAUUAAAGCUAAAUUAGUUAUGCAAUAUUUUUCAUUACUUUUAUAUCAUAUUUUAAUAGUUAUUGUAUAUCCUUCAUUUGUUGAAACUAAAACAAAAAUAGUUAAAGCAUGUCUCACUAUAUUUUAUUUAUUUAAAGUUGUUUAUUGGACAAUUUCUGGACUUCAAAUAAGAGCUGGAUAUAAUAUAUUAUCAUCAAAACGAAUAUUAAUGAUAAAUUAUUCAUUCUAUUCUCAAAUGAUCUUUCAUACGUAUUACACAUUACCUUUUGUUUAUGAAAUUAGAACAAUUCUUGAUUGGUGCCUUUCAAAAACUUCAAUGUUUUACAAACAAUGGUUAAAAGUAGAAGAUAUUCAUGCAGAACUAUAUAUGAAUCAAUGUGAUAGAGUAAUAGAACGUAAUAGAAAUCAUGUAUAUGGGCAACCAAGAGGAAUUGUAGAAAGAAUUACUUCUGGAUUUAUUAUGGUUAUUGUUCUUCUUGCAAUUUUAUGGUUCCCAUUAUUAUUCAUGUCAUCUGCUGCUCCUAAUUUUGCUCAACCAAAACCUACAAACGUUGAAGUAGUUUUGAGUUUUGUUGGUCAAGGAGAGUUAUAUAAACAACAACAAUCAGUAUUCAAAGAAAUUACUAAAACUGAAUGGAAUGAAUUACAAAAAGAUCAUUCUUCAUUAUCUCUUCUUUCUAGUGACAAUAUUUAUUCAGGUCAAUUAUCAUCUGAUGCAAUGACUUAUUGGUUAUUAACACCUCAAAAGAAAAAAGAAUUAAAUACAAAUUUACUUGCUGAUGAAACGUUAACAUUAACAUAUGCAAUUUCUAUGUCUCGUGAAUCAUCUGCUGCAUCAAACUCAUUCAAAUAUAGUGGGUCUUAUGAAAUGAGUACUGAAGAGAAAAAAAAAUUAUCAACAAUUCUAAAUGGUGGGACUGAUGAUUUAUAUUUAUCUAUCAUUCCUCAAAUUUUGAAAAUGCCAACACUAAAAGAGAAAGAUGUCCUUGAUGCUUUUGAUAAUGUAAAUAUUACUUUAAAACCAAUUCUUCAUUUCGAUUCAACUACAAAUUUAUAUUAUUGGUCUUUUCAACAAUGUGUACUUGUUGAUAAACUUUGGAAUUGUUCAGAAGGUAUAAGACUUUUUAUUGCAUCCCCAAAAGUUCCAAAUUCUGGUAUUUUAUCUGCUCUUAGUUCAUUAGGUAUUAUCGGUCUUUAUACUGUUGUUGUACUUGCACUUUAUUCUCUAAUCAAAUCUGAUUAUGUAGGUCAGGCUCAUACAAUUAUGUUUAAAAAUCUUCCUAAUUGUUUAGGAUUGUUACAACUUUGUGAUGAUAUUAUUAUUGCACGACAAGAUGGUGAUUUGCGUCUUGAAGAAGAUUUAGUGAAUGAAUUAAUUACAAUCUAUAGAACUCCUUCUCUCUUGUUUGAAAAAACUAAAGUCAAAUAA
Entamoeba dispar SAW760 is the source of this 7167-nucleotide messenger RNA. RefSeq lists its product as uncharacterized. Gene Ontology annotation, molecular function: mechanosensitive monoatomic ion channel activity; monoatomic cation channel activity; protein binding. Gene Ontology annotation, biological process: cellular response to mechanical stimulus; detection of mechanical stimulus; regulation of membrane potential. The coding region runs from base 1 to 7167 and encodes 2388 amino acids. Gene Ontology annotation, cellular component: membrane. The transcript is spliced from 2 exons. Lineage: Eukaryota; Evosea; Mastigamoebida; Endamoebidae. The record is from RefSeq and is a predicted model, not a curated record.